AUGUUUGCAUCGCAAUCCAUCCACCGCUCGUACAUCAUCAUAUACCAUCAUCGUGUAUCACCGCUGUAUUGCAGUCUAGCAUGUAGGUAGGAGAGGACGAUGCCAUGUAUCCCACCGCCCCAUUUUUCAUCCUAGAAGAAUCAAUAUCAAAUUGCAAGAGUAAACACCAUGAAGAACUCAUGCCGCUUUCUCAUUUCCAUUGUUACAACCACGCGAUGAGGGAGAUUGCGUUGCGGGCUCCCGCUUCUGCUCCUGGUCUUGGCGUGCGGUAUGCAAACGCUGCACGGCGAGGAAACAGCCUGGCGCGCGCGCGACAUUGGCUUAUUCAGCGCGGUGCUUUUCGUCAGUGCGGCAGCAAAUUCAACUUGGACUCGAAACCCUCGACACCUCCCCCUCAUCCUCAUCCUCAUCCUCACCCUCACCCUCACCUUCACCCUCACCCUCGACCAGCAACUCCCUCCGCUCUUCCACCCCGCCCAUCACCAACAACAACAUCAACAUCAACGCACCCCUGGCAGUGCAUGCCAGUACCGCAUCGCUCAUGUCCAACCCACCACCAAAGGACACAAACACUUACACGCCGCGCGCCGACGACGACAGCAGCCAUGCACCGCCAGUGCCACCGUCCAAGAUCCCUACAGCGGCGGCCGCCGGUACUGCACCACGCAUGACCAACCCACCACCAAAGGGCAGAGAGACCUGCAUGCCACUCGUCGACUACGACAGCAGCCUAUCACGGCCGAUGCCACCGCGACAGCAAGCGCCGGUGCCACCGUCCAAGAUCCCGACCACGACGCACGCUAGCUCCGCACCGCGCAAUACUCCAACUCUCAAGGACAGGAAGACUUACAAGCCACUCGCUGCCGACAAUGACGACAGCCUGCCACCGCCAAUGCCGCUGCGAAACCCUCCGCCAAUCCCAACUCCCGAGACGCCGACGGCCGCGUACGCCAAUAUCGCACCGCUCAUAACCCAGCAAACACCCAAGGACAGGAAGACUAACACGCCACUCGCCGACGAUGAUAACCGCCUGCCAGUGCCAAUGCCAUUGAUGCCACCGCCAGUGCCACUGUCCAAGAUCCCAGCGCCGCCAACGCCGGGGUCGAUGUCGGGCAACGCGUCUCGUCCAUCACUGACCAGAGAAGGUACUCAGUCUACUGAACGCUCAUCGCGCUCGUCGAGACUCCCGAUCCCUGGAAGUCGUCACGCCACCGCCUCCGCUGGCCGCGCAUCUACCUCCGGUCCUGUUUACAGCUCCGCCACUUCAAGCGUAGGUCCUAUCACGUCCACGUGCGCGUUUCACACUGACCUUCUUUUACAAGCAGACAAUCCCCCGGCUUGGCCGCAAACUGAUCCCUUCACCGAAUCUUAACAAGGAGCAGCCCGUCAAGACUGUCACAUAUCCCCGAGUGGAUGAGUCUGGUGAUCCACUGCCGAUAUCUUCCCACCCUGAUGACUAUCGACGUGCUGCCUACCAAGCCACUGCCCGCCAAGGACACGACGCUUCUCCGACUCCUUUCAGGACCAUCAGCCCACCCGUCACAAAGCGACAGUUUUCUUCGACAAUCAGUGCUUCAGACAUCGAUGAUAUGGUAAACGAACCAGUUGCAAACGAUCAUGAGAGGCGAGACAGUAAGAUGUCUGCCAUGAGUCGUAGCACCUCUGGACGCGUUACCUUCCAUCCAACCGCAUCAAAUGCUGAAUCGCCCGAACCCGACAAGUCGAACGAAAUCAAUGUCGCCAAGUGCAGCUCAGGCUCACCCACCCAUUCAAGCCGUCACUCAACCCGUCCUUCAAGCCGCCCUUCAAGCCGAGCACGCACUCCCAAUGCAGAUGCUGCAGACCUCAUAUCUCCUCAUGCCUCGCGCGUCUUCAGUAACGGCUCUCGUCGCCUCUCCAGUAUGAGAUCCAGUGAACACCCGCCACCGACAAGCCCAUUCAUGGAUCCACUCCCCACGAUCAGUUCACAGCCUUUCCUAUCAACAGCAGCUCCGAUGCCAGCGACUGAUGCCGAGCGCGGCAGUGAAGAUACCCUACGCGAGGAAUCUCACCAGGAUGACAACACCCAAGACACGCUCGCAAUGCCAAGCCCGCGACGAAGUCUUUUCCGCACGCUCUCCCAGGCCAAGCGCGAAAAUGAGCAGAAGCAGGACCGCGGUGAGCGCGGCCUCUCCAUCGAAGCGCGAGAGCACCUGCACAAGACGCUGGCCCAACUCGAGGGCAAAGUGAUUCCGGACAACCCUCGAGUCAGCCGCGAGCAGAUGCGGCAGAUGUUCGGCAAUGUGGAGGAGGCCUGGCCGCGUGAGGAAUCCACACUUCUCUCCAAGAUGAUGCUUGCACAAAAGUAUCUCGACAAGACCGCCGCCCGGCAGAGCCAACCGACAGGCUCUCCGACAACUUUCGGCGAGAGAAGUGCAGGAGAGGAAGGCCCUCCGGCUCCGGGGAGCGUCGCCCACGCCAAGGCAACCCUCCACGAGCGGAGAAGCUACGCUCGUGCCACGGCGGCGUCUGCCUCCCGAACCGGGGGCCUCGGCCAGAAGCAGGCGGCGGCACUGCCAACGAGUCCCGCCCUCCACAGAGGCCGCACGAUCCCUCCCGGCAGCAUCGGCGUGCCGUCAAUCCAAGAGGGCGGCCCUCCACCUCCCCGCCCUCGCUCGCGCACCCGGGAUGCGCUGCACCGGAUCGGCGGCCUCUGGCGCAAGGGCGGAGGCAGCGGCAAGCCGGCCUCACCGGCGGGACGUCAAGAGGCGGACAUCCCGCCGGUGCCAAGAGUUCCCGAGCGCUUCACGGGACACCACCACCAAGCCCCGGCCUCACCCACCGCCGCGUCUCCCUCGCCCUCGGGGGAUGGACAAUCGCCCUCGGCGGGUGAGGCCGCCCCGUCGGCAAGCACGAGGGCCACCGUGGUAUGUGCCAAACCCCCCCUUCACCUUUGCCUUUUACAUACACUAUACAGAGAGAUUCAAUGCUAAUCAUCCUUCACAGGCCGCCAUACGGGCACAAGACGCGGUGGCUCGCGCUUCCCUCUGCGCGGCGAACGCCGACCUCUGCGCCAGACGGGCGCGGCGCGAGGCGGAUCGGGCGGCCGGUGAGGCGGCCACGGCAUUGGAGUUGGCCCAAGAAGCCCUCCGGGCCUCGAUGGUGGUGAGCCGUAGAUAG
Messenger RNA from Lecanosticta acicola, 3159 nucleotides. The record is from the annotation of a GenBank genome assembly. NCBI's taxonomy places the organism in Eukaryota, Fungi, Ascomycota, Dothideomycetes, Mycosphaerellales, Mycosphaerellaceae.